Molecule: messenger RNA, 1822 nt
Organism: Capsicum annuum
Lineage: Eukaryota; Viridiplantae; Streptophyta; Magnoliopsida; Solanales; Solanaceae
Product: elongator complex protein 4
Exons: 9
Coding region: 350-1435 (361 amino acids)
Biological process (GO): tRNA wobble uridine modification
Cellular component (GO): elongator holoenzyme complex; cytoplasm; transcription elongation factor complex
Source: RefSeq, a predicted model, not a curated record
AUGCACACCAGUUGUUUGAUAAAAUGCUUAGCCGAAGUGUCAACCUCUUAUUUAAAUCAAUAUUUUUGUUUUAGUUUCAUAAAUUAUGUGACUUGAAGUUCUAAAUUGUGGGGUUCUUGAAUUUAUUGAUAAAGUAGAGAAAAAAUUGAGUCUUGAAGAAAAAAAUGUAAUUUUUGGUUAUAAUUAUUGAUUCUUGAUAUUCUUUCUGUUUCAAUUUACUUGUCUCGUUUUGAUUUCAUGCGGAGUUUAAGAAUGUAAAGAGCAGGGUAAGGUUGCAUUUUGUGGUCCGACUUUUUGUCCAGGUUUGACUUGACACGGAGUUUAAGAAGAGUUGAUCUAUAAGAAGCCUAUGGCUUCAAGUAGACCGCGUGGCAGCAGUUUCUCUCGAAACAUAUCUAGUGCAGCGACAUCUCAGGUUCCUGGAGUUAAGCUUGGUCCAAAUGGCACAUCAUUUCUUUCAUCAGGCAUAUCAGAUCUUGACCAGAUUUUGGGCGGUGGCUUUACUUUGGGAAGCCUAGUCAUGAUUAUGGAAGACCCUGAGGCACCUCAUCAUAUGCUUUUACUGAGAAAUUUCAUGUCUCAGGGCCUGAUUCACAAGCAACCCCUACUUUAUGCCAGUCCAGAAAAAGAUCCACGAGGAUUUCUUGGAACUUUGCCUAGUCCAAUGGCUUCUAAGGAGGAAAAAUCUCACGAACGGCCUGCAGAACAGGAUGCGAAUUUAAGAAUCGCUUGGCAAUAUAAGAAGUACUUCGGCGAACAAAAUUCGGAGGUCCAAAGAGGUGGGAAAGCUGAAUAUUGCAAUGACUUUGACUUGCGAAAGCCCCUAGAAAGGCACUACUAUAGUGGGCAGCGGGUUGAUUGCAUUAGUCUUCGAGACUCUUCGAAUCUAGCGCCUCUACUUGAACGUUGCUCAACCUUUUCCGCUCAAAUAUCAAAAUCUGAUGGCAACAUCACAUGUGCCGGUCGUAUUGCCAUUCAAUCACUAUGUUCACCUCAGUGCGACUUCUCUAACAAGGAGUGGGAUAUGCUCUCUUUUAUACGAUCCUUGAAAGGCAUGGUUCGAUCUUCAGGUGCAGUUGCGGUCAUAUCCUUUCCACCCUCACUUGUCUCACCAACCUUUUUAAAGAGGUGGCAACAUCUGGCUGAUACCUUGAUAUCUGUCAAAGCAAUUCCCGACGAGGACAAAGAAUUGGCAAAGCUCCUAACUGGUUACCAAGACAUGCUGGGCCUUCUGAGUAUACACAAAGUGGCUCGCAUAAAUACACAGGUCCCUGCAAUUCUGGAAGCCACAACAUUCUCAAUGAAGCUGCGAAAGCGAAGGGCAUUGGUUUUAGAGUGCCUUAAUCAAGCCCCAGUUGAUGGUUCAAGUGGAAGUUCAUAUGGUACUUCCGGUAGUUGUUCUGGAAGUUCUAAGACAGGGAACCUCGACUUCUAGAUAACAUUAUGCGCGUAACUCCAAUUUCUCUCAACCUAUGGCAUACUCCUGCAAAUGUUGGAUUUGCAAGGUCGUAUGAAGCUGGAUCUAGCGAACAUUCUUAUGUUUCUGUCGCACAUUCUGAACUUCAUCAACAAAAGCUGUUCAAGAAGAGGAUUGCCAGGACGCGUGGUUUGUCUCACUGUAUUAUAGAUUCAUAGUGUUUUACACUUUUACAGUAGCAAGAUUUCGUUAAAUAUUAUGGCAUGAAUUCUAGCGUUAGCUUAGUGCACCGGGCUGCCCUUUUUUCCUUUCUUUUACAGGAACUUAUCUUGAAGCAGUUCUCUUGAUUCCUUAACUACUCCAAUGACAGAAACAGUGUAAUGUGUCUAUUCUUUUGGACAACUC